This is a messenger RNA of Fopius arisanus, 1847 nucleotides long. Its product is annotated as esterase FE4. Bases 24 to 1682 code for a protein of 552 amino acids. The record is from RefSeq and is a predicted model, not a curated record. The transcript has 8 exons. NCBI's taxonomy places the organism in Eukaryota, Metazoa, Arthropoda, Insecta, Hymenoptera, Braconidae.
AUUAAGAGUAACUGAGAAUUGCAAUGUGGCUAGUACGAGUAAUAGUCAGCUGCUUAGCAUUAGGAUUAUCCUGGGCAGCUGAUGAAGUUGAGUUGACCAUUCCCCAGGGAACUCUCAGAGGUUUGAAAACAACUACUACCCAGAAUGGAGUGCAGUAUUACAGUUUCAAGGGAAUACCUUAUGCAAAACCCAUGAUUGGGCCCAAUAAGUUCAAGCAAUCAGAACCUGCUGAGGGGUGGACCGGAGUCAGGGAUGCAACUCAACAUGGCAAUACUUGUGUCUUCUUCUGCAUGGUUCAGCAAAAAGUCCUCGGAGAUGAUGAUUGUCUCUUCCUUAAUGUCUACACUCCGACUCUCGAGGAGGGAAGUGGUAAAGCUGUGAUGGUAUACUUCCACCCUGGUGGUUUCACCAAAGGCUCCGGCGAUGAUGAUCUGUUCGGUCCUGAUUUUCUCCUCGAGAAGGAUGUUAUCUUGGUAACAGUAAAUUCUCGAUUGGGAGCACUCGGAUAUCUCAACACUGGGGAUGCUAAUGCACCAGGAAACGCUGGCUUGAAGGAUCAAGUCCUGGCUCUCAACUGGAUUCAGAAUAACAUUGGUCGUUUCGGUGGGUGCCGCAACAGAGUAACAUUAUUCGGUGUUAGCUCUGGUGCUGCCUCUGUUCAGUAUCACAUGCUCUCACCGAUGUCAGAAGGAUUAUUCAGACGAGCAAUUAUUCAGAGUGGGUCAGUAUCAAGUUCUUGGGCCAUUUCAUACACCCCAAGGGAAGAUGCAAUGACAUUAGCUGCCAAACUUGGAAUCAAAGCAUCUGACACCAAAGAAUUGGUUGUGAAACUGAGUGAAGUUCCAACUCCACAGAUUGUCGAGGCAAAUGACGCACUUGGUGGAACAAUGAACUUUCUCCGUGGCGAUAUGCAUUUCAUGUUGCCAUCAGUGGAGAAUAAUAUCGGAAAGGACAUGUUCCUUCCAGCGGAUCCAUGGGAGCUGCUGAAAUCUGGAAAAGUGGCUAAUGUACACACGAUGAUAGGAACAGUUUCCCAGGAGGGCGGACUGUUUACAGGAAUGGUGCUGCCCAUGGUUUCUCACUUCCAGGAUAAUUUCGCACUGUUCAUCCCCAAGGACCUCAACAUGACCGAUCCAGGGCAGCUGAAGAUGGUGGGAGAGUCAAUCAAGAAAUUUUAUUUCGGUGAUAAAGCCGUUGGGGACUCGGUGACAGAACUUACUAAUCUUCUGACUGAUGUAUUUUUCGCCUGCGGCUCAAUGUUAACAGCAAGGGUCAUUAAUGCACGGUUGAGUUCACCUGUUUAUCAGUAUUUAUUCGACUUCGAAGCUCCUUUAGGAUUUAUGAAGUCCUUGUUUAAACUUGAAAAAGGGGUUGUACAUGGGGAUGACAUGACUUAUCUCUUCUACUCGAAAGUAUUCCAAAAUAAAUUACAACCUGGCUCACGAGUGGAGACUAAGACUAAUCAGAUGGUGGAAAUGUGGACGGAUUUCGCGAAAGAGGGAAACCCCUCCAUCACGAUGAGUGCAGCCAACAUCAAAUGGGAGCCCAUGGGAGAGGAUGGAAAAUAUUUGGCCAUAAACGAUGAGCUGACCAUGAAAACCUCGAUUUUCAAAGAUCGCAUGAACUUCUGGGCCGGAAUAUAUAAAGACGUUCUCGGGGAUCAUGCCAAGCUCUUCAAUUAAUUCCUACUCUCCUCCUCAAAAAUAAAAUAUGUAAAAAGCCUACGAUAUCAAAAACUUACGUAUAUUCCUCAAAUUAUAUAAUUAUAUAAUUAUAUAAAAAAUACAACACUAUUGCGAAUAUUAUUGCAAUUGGUAUUGAAUAUUAAACAAAUUUCUAACAUUGAA